Molecule: messenger RNA, 5671 nt
Organism: Hippocampus zosterae (dwarf seahorse)
Lineage: Eukaryota; Metazoa; Chordata; Actinopteri; Syngnathiformes; Syngnathidae
Gene: cdk13
Product: cyclin-dependent kinase 13
Exons: 14
Coding region: 896-5047 (1383 amino acids)
Biological process (GO): protein phosphorylation; transcription elongation by RNA polymerase II; positive regulation of transcription elongation by RNA polymerase II
Cellular component (GO): cyclin/CDK positive transcription elongation factor complex; nucleus
Molecular function (GO): ATP binding; cyclin-dependent protein serine/threonine kinase activity; cyclin binding
Source: RefSeq, a predicted model, not a curated record
CCGGCGCACGAGGCCUGUAGUUUGAAAGCUCGUCUGGGGCCCAAAAGUGUAAAGUAGCACUAUAGCCUGCCUCACACCACCAACUAAGUUAACGCCGUUUGGCAACUUGAUUCCAACCAAACGUUCCGCUCGCUUUGGUCCCCGAAAGUAAGCGGGGUGCCUUCAGGGACGAUGACGCCACCUGCGGGAGCAAGCCUCUUGGCGGAUUAUACGAUGGAGGAAGCGGCUUUUUGACGCCUUUUCUGGGGGGCUGGAAGUCAACACCGAGAGCGGAGAGAGAGACAAGAAAGCUUCCCAGCUGGCUAGCGGCUAGGCGGCUAACUGGGCAAGCUCGCGUGCCGCUCCACUUCCCUAUUGCGCUACGGCAGUGUCAAAUGGGAGGCUGACAACUUUGCUUUUGACUUCGAACACCAACCCGUGGAUGGAAAUACUCGCACCGGCCGCGCUGCCUCCACGGAACCGGGGCUUUAAAUCCGGACGGGCCUCGGGCUUGCACGUUUGUCCACGAAUGCGAUGUGUCGUCUGGUAGCUUUAGCCGCCCGAGGCUAACCUAGCUUUCAUUGACUUAGCAUUUGCUAGCGAAUCCGUAAUUAUGCACACUAUAGAGUCCGGGUCGUUAAUCGUCUCUUGGUAGCUGAAUGUCAUUUUGUGUGUGAGUGUGUAAGAAUUGAUUAGUAACAAAAUUGAAGUGGAAAAAACCCCGAUCCAGUUAGCUCUGUGAUGCUAACGUUAAGCUCGUGAUCUCGCCAGUCAGGGCAUUCCAAACGUGAGUUAUGAUGCUAACUAGCCCAAUGUUAUUAUGUUCCACCCGCAAAGCAAGGAGCAUAGCAUAGCAUAAUAGUAUUUAAAGGUUAUUUCUUAGUGAAGGUGGCAGUAGGUGUAACCGUGUGGAUAAAUGCCGAAUUCAGAUUUACUUAGGGAUGGCCGCGGCCGGAGUCCCCCCGCACAGAGAAAUGCUAACAGGCAGGACCGACGAAACGCGAGUAAGCCGGGAAGUAGUGCGGCUCAGCGGGACAGACAUCGAGACAAGAGACGAUCGUCGGCUUCUCGCCGGAAGAAACGCAGACAGGCCAAGGACAGGGACUUGUGGCACAUCGGUGCAACGGAAGGUACGGUCAGUGACCGACAUGGCACUUUUGGCAAGGAGGCUGAACUUCGGACACUGGUGGAGUAUGAUGACGUGAGCUCCCAGUCUGAGCGCUUUUCCGGGAGCCCAUCGCCCAAGCUGGACCACCAGGUAGAUCGGUUCCCCAUGGACCGAUUGGGCGACUUUGAGGAGUAUAACGCUCCGACGAGGGACCGCCAGGCCGUCUUCCUUAACAAGGACGUGCAUGCCAAAGGACCAGCAGAAAGGAGCAAGGACCCUGGCCGGAAGAAGGAACGUCCUAAUCGUGAGAGAAAUGCCAAAGUUCGUGGCGGACUCAGCCCGAGCAGCUCUAAAAACCAGCGAGACGUAGUGAAGACUAACGACAAAAACGGCAAAAGAGCGUCCUCCAGUCAGUCGUCACAGUCUGCAGACAAACGGGACUCCGCAAGGCAACGGAAUAAAACGAGAGCAGAUAAAGAACCGCCGUCUGCGUACAGAGACGUUCCUCCGCAGUCCUAUCGAGAUGAAGAGCUGAGGGCCUACAGGAGAAGCCCGGGAUUCAAAGCUGAAAGUCCCUAUGGGACGUCCUACCCUUACAGUUACCAGUCUCCGUCCGGUUACAACCAGAUGACAUCAAGACGAAGCCCCCCUUACCCAAGCAAAAGAACAUCUCCCGCGCCCAACUAUUACGGUCGAGAUGCUGACGUGUACGGUGCUUACGGCGUGGCCAAGUCACCCAGCUCGUAUUCGGGCAGCAAGAGGAAGCGAUCACCGACCAGUCCAGCCAACUGGCGCCGAUCUCCCAGUUACAGCAGACACAGCCCGUACGAGCAGGGGGAGUUUGUCACCAGUCCCUACGCAGGACGGAGGAGAUCUCGCAGUCCCUACAGGAAAUCUCUCAGCCCGAGUCCAGAUGUCAGGCGAUCGGUCAGGUCUCGGAGUCGCAGCCCGUAUUCUUCCUCCAGACAUUCUCGCUCCCGCAGCCGCCACCGCCACUCUCGCUCCCGCAGCCGACCCUCCAGCCUCUCGCCGAGCACGCUCACCUUCAAGAGCAGCCUGGCGGCCGAGCUCAGCAAGCAGAAGAAAGCCAAAGCCGCCGAGGCGGCCAAAGCCAAAGGUGCCGGCAAAGUUUCCACGCCGACUAAGAAUGCCGCCGCCCACCAGCCCAGUCCCAAGACCAACCACGCGCCCAGGAAGGGACGCCUGCCUUCACCGCCUGCCCCUCCAGCAACGGCAGCAGCGGAGAAAGGGCCGCGCACACCCACGUCCAGCCAGCCCCAGUCGCCCUCGGACUGCUCCUCGAAGAAGAGUUCAGAGCAGCCCGUCAGUCGGGAAAAAGACGGCAAGGCGAAGGAUGACUCCAAGAGGAAAGCGGCGGCGGCAAGCGGGCCGAGUAAAGAUAAGGAACGAGCCAGCGGGACCUUCAUCUCUGGUGUCCCGUCCCUGCCCCUUCCCCUGAGUUUUCUUGAGCAAAUUGAUAAAGGAGAGAGCGCAAAGGACACGUCGGCGAAGAAGAAGAAAUCCGAUCGAAAGCUGCUCACCGACCUGCCCCUCCCGCCGCUCCUUUCCAGCCGCACAUCUUCCCCGCACAGCCCGGCCGACGAGAAAAAGGGCCAAACGCCGCGUAAAAGGCCCAAAAUGUGCGGUCCGAGAUACGGCGAAAUAAAAGAGACAGAGAUCGACUGGGGGAAGCGUUGCGUGGAUAAGUUUGAGAUCAUCGGCAUUACGGGUGAAGGCACGUAUGGCCAGGUCUACAAGGCCAAAGAUAAAGACACAGCGGAGAUGGUGGCUCUGAAGAAGGUUCGCCUGGACAACGAAAAGGAGGGCUUCCCAAUCACGGCCAUCCGAGAGAUCAAAAUUUUGCGGCAGCUCAACCACAAGAGCAUCAUCAACAUGAAGGAGAUCGUCACCGAUAAGGAGGACGCGCUGGACUUCAAAAACGAUAAAGGUGCUUUCUAUUUGGUGUUUGAAUACAUGGACCACGACCUGAUGGGCCUGCUGGAGUCGGGCCUGGUGCACUUCAACGAGAGCCACAUCAAGUCGUUCAUGAGGCAGCUGCUGGAGGGGCUGGAUUACUGCCACAAGAAGAACUUCCUGCACCGUGACAUCAAGUGCUCCAACAUCCUGCUCAACAACAAAGGCAAAAUCAAACUGGCGGACUUUGGCCUCGCUCGCUUGUACAACUCUGAAGAGAGUCGACCAUACACCAACAAAGUCAUCACGCUGUGGUACCGCCCCCCGGAGCUCCUGCUGGGCGAAGAGAGGUACACGCCUGCCAUCGACGUGUGGAGCUGCGGAUGCAUCCUGGGCGAAUUGUUCACAAAGAAGCCAAUCUUUCAAGCUAACCAGGAGCUGGCCCAGUUGGAGCUAAUCAGUCGGAUAUGCGGUAGUCCGUGUCCCGCGGUGUGGCCGGACGUCAUCAAGCUUCCCUUCUUCAACACCAUGAAACCAAAGAAGCAGUACAGGCGACGACUGCGGGAGGAAUUUGCCUUCAUUCCUUCGACUGCCCUGGACUUGUUUGACCACAUGCUGAACCUUGACCCCAGCAAGCGCUGCACGGCCGAGCAGGCGCUGGGCUGCGAGUUCCUCAAGGAUGUGGACCCGGACAAAAUGCCCCCGCCAGAUCUUCCAUUAUGGCAAGACUGUCACGAGCUGUGGAGCAAGAAGCGUCGGCGUCAGAAGCAGAUGCCCGAGGAGCUGGCCGGCCCCCCGAAGGCGCCGCGCAAGGAGCUGGGCUUGGACGACAGUCGCAGUAACACUCCUCAGGGCUUCCCGGCUUCUGCCGGCAUCAAAGCCCCGAGUGCGGCGGCUUCAUCACUGCUGGACCCCAAAGGUGCGAACGCUCAGUUGACCCAGGAGCAGCUCGCCGUCCUCCUGAACCUCCUCGGCCCGCCCAACAGCACCGCCGCCAACACGGCCCAGUUCUUCCAAGCGGUGAACUCCAAAGUCAACCAGGAGACACUCCAGCAGCUCUCCAAAGCGUUGCCGCCCCCCGAUGCGGUCGAGCCCCCUGCUCAGCCCCCGCCGCCCGCCAAACCCCCGCAGCCCGCCGUCCCGGCCGGCGUGCCGCGCACCCCGCCCAUGCCCAAGCCGCCUUCUCCUCCUCCGCCCGAGGGGGACGCGGCGGCCGCCACCCAGACGGCCGUCACCAUGCUGCUGGCUCAGCUGCUGCAGGCUCAGAGGCAGGAGGUUGGGGACGGGGGUGACGCGGCGGAGGCUCCCGCCAACAACCUGGGGGUGGGUGCACCCGUGCCCCCUCUCGAGAACAAACAAGCUCCAGAAUCCAGUCCGGUCUCACCUGCGCUGGACAUGACAGGCGUCCCCAUCCUGCCCCCAGACCAGAGACCGCCCGAGCCUCCAGAACCGCCUCCGCACGCCGAUCUGGACUACAGGCGGCCGCCACCUGAACCUAAGCCCGGCCACGCCCCGCCCAUAGCGUCGGCCGGCGGAGGCGACGGUGGCGCCCGCCCCCCCGAGCCCGACUACCCGCCCCUCCCUACCGCGGAAGGCCCGGGCUACGGGGGCGACUUCAGCCACCCGCUGCCGCCGCCUCACUUCACGCCGACGGGCUUCGGGGACAGCUUCAUGGGUCACAUGUUGGGCGCGGGGUUACCGCCUCACUCUCUGAGAGAAGUGUUUAGUGGGCCGGGCCAGGCUCCGCCCUUGGAGCCCUUUCCCCCGCCGCCGGCCCCCCCCUCCACUGGCCCCCCGGGGAUGAUGUUCGCUGGGGACAAGGACCACCGCUUUGAAUACAGCCCCCUAUCAGUGGAGGGCCAGCCCAACCCAGGCGCCCUCCACCUGUACAACCACGCUCUGGUCCGGAAGGACGGCAUACACCCUCUCCCGCCACCACCCAUCCCAGCACCGGGCCACGCUUGGGCCUCGCCCUCUUCGCAGGUGCCCCUCGCCUUCGCCCCUCACAUCAACUCCACCAUUCGAGGACGAGGGCUGCCCUUCUAAACCACCUGGAAGCGACAUGUUGUGACUUGCAGACCUCCGCCUGCCCCCACCACCUCCUUUACAAGACGGCAGACCUAGUCAGAGGAGCUUUUCUCAGACCAUUUUUCAUAUUUUUUUUUGUAAUUUGUUCUACAAAUCUUUUAAAUUAAACUUUUUUUUGGGGGGUGGACUCUGAAUUAACCUUCUGGUACAUUCUUAUGCUUCCCGUGACUUCUUAUACUGAACUUCAGUGUCGUAGUCAUGUUUUGCACUACUGACUGAAGUAGGUUCAAAAACACUUUUAGCAGCACAAGAACAACACAUCAUGUUACCCCCAUCUCUUGUGCUCUCUCUUUGUGUGUAUUUUUUUUUCUUUUAUAAAAUGCUCCUUGACUUCUGGCAUUUGGUUGAGCAAAUUUGACAGUGAGACUCUGGAGCAAACAUCAAAGUUGUAUAGUGAUCCAACACAAAAAAAUGACACCAAGUGUUUUUUUUCUUUCUCUUUCUCUUGCCCUUUCUCUUUUUUUUUGUAUUAGUAAAAAUCUUGACCACAUAUUUUUUUCCUUUUGGCAAUUGUUUAUUAUUAAAGAAAUGCCACUGUGUAUAAUGUGUCUUCAGUUACUAUAAAGAUUAUUUUUCAAUGUC